AUGCACAACGGCGACGAACGACGGGUAGCACACCCGGAUGCUCAGUAUUGGAUUUCCCAUCUUAAGCUCCAGCCUCACCCGGAGGGUGGAUUUUUUCGCGAAGUCAGCGUGUCUAACUACAUUGUCGCUAAUCAGCAUAACAAGCAUCGCUUCGCUUACACCACAAUUUACUUUAUGAUUACCGGCAAAAGCCCUUCACAUUUUCACCGCCUGUGCUCGGACGAGAUGUGGGCUUGGCACGCCGGUGACCCACUCGAAGUGCAUGUCAUCUACCAAAAUGAGGACGAUGACGAUCUUAUCACCUUACAAGAGGGCAACACGGCUGUGGAGGUGCCGAAACUAGACCCAGAGCACAUGCCAGCGAACACUUCGUUUAUUCCUCCGCAUGUGCAGGGACGGCGGGAGGCAUGCGCGAAGGAAGGCUCCAAUGACGCCUAUCGGCGGUAUCGCUGUGUAAAAAUAGGACCCCGCGUCGAACGAGGCGAGUGCUUGCAGUACACCGUACCUGCCGGGGCAAUCUUUGGGAGUGUACUCGCACCGGGUGGCGAAGCGGGGUACUCGCUUCUCAGCUGUGUGGUGAGCCCUGGUUUCGACUAUCGCGAUUUUGAGCUGUUCACGCAAGAGCAGCUCAUGGUUUUGUGUCCCCAACACGAAGAGAUAAUUCGGAAAUUGGCGUACGAGGCUCUUCCGUCAGCUUGA
Messenger RNA from Phytomonas sp. EM1, 699 nucleotides. The record is from the annotation of a GenBank genome assembly. NCBI's taxonomy places the organism in Eukaryota, Euglenozoa, Kinetoplastea, Trypanosomatida, Trypanosomatidae.